Molecule: messenger RNA, 1657 nt
Organism: Prunus dulcis (almond)
Lineage: Eukaryota; Viridiplantae; Streptophyta; Magnoliopsida; Rosales; Rosaceae
Exons: 2
Coding region: 109-1422 (437 amino acids)
Molecular function (GO): nucleic acid binding; zinc ion binding
Source: RefSeq, a predicted model, not a curated record
CUCUCCUGGAAACCAAACACACAGCUUUUGCUUUUGCUUUUGCUUUUGCCCAAAAAGUUCAAUCUUUUUUAGGCUACUGACAGCCUCCUCCUCCUCCUCUUCCCUUCCAUGGAAUUCAACUUCCGAUCUCUCGACAAAAGGUCGCCUCCGCCGCUGCCUUCCACCCUCGGCUACUUCUCCCAACAUCCACACGCAUUGCGAGGUUCACUGUUUUCUUUCUUGCUCAGACUCAGAAACCACAACAAGAAGAAGGAGAAAACAUUCUUCGUUCUAAUUUCUCCUCUUUUCUUUUCUCUCGUCCUUAUUUUGUUUACAAAUCCAAUUCAAUUCCAUUUACUCCUCACUUUUCUCCACCUCUCAACAGCAACACAACAAACACAAACUGCUGCGAUGAUCGAGCGCCAGCUGGAGAAGGAGAAGAUCAGGGAGGAGAUCAUGGCGGCCGAGAGACGGCGACUUCUCGAAGUCGAGGUCAGAAGAGAGCUAAUGCUCGAGCGAGACAUCGUUAUGCGAAGAGCCGCCGCCGCCGACGGCCUCGCUUUUGAUCACCACCCCCGACUCCUCCACCACUCUUUGGAUCAUGACCGCUUCGCAGCUUCUCUCAUCAACAACCACAACUUACUCCCACUGGCUAAACCUGGCCCAAUUCUUUCUGGAGUCAAGCGGAAAACACCACCAACAGCCAGUGCUAGUGAGCUGCCUCCAACUGGGUUGAAGAAGAAACACAAGGAGAUAUGGAGUUGCGCUAUGUGCCAGGUUAGUGCAAGAAGUCAGAAAGUCUUCAAUCAGCACCUUAAUGGUAAGAAGCACAAGGCCAAUGAAGCGAGACUGAGAGCUCAGAAACUGGGCAAGAGCUCCAGUAGUGCACCAUUGUCAAAGCAAACUGCAAAGUUUUCUGAGCCCGAAGAAGUAACGGAAUCGCUCGACCCCAGUGAUGGUUUAGACGAGAAAAUGCAGGAUGCAUGCACUUCAAAAGAGAAAAAAGAGGAACUGCCAAUGCAGAAAGACCAGUGUGGAGAGGAUUUAAAGAUCAAAGAUGAGGUAGAAAUGGUGCAGGGACCGGGGAGAAAAGAAGCAGUGAGAAAGAAGAAAUUUAAGUUUUGGUGUGAAAGGUGUAAAGUUGGUGCCUACUCUCCAAAAGUGAUGUUGGCUCAUAUGACAGGGAAGAAGCACAUCGCGAGGCGUCAGGAGGUUACACAAAGUAAUGUUCCAAUUGCAAGUUCCCUGGCAUCGUCAGUGGAGGCUAGUAAGGAGGCAGAAGAUGCUGAUGCGGCCAAAGAAGCUCAUGAGAAGAUUCCAACAGAAAGUGCCAUGUCAUCAUCAGGGACUAAUGCCAAUGGGAAGGCAGAAAAUGCUGAUCUGACCAAAGAAGCAAACAACACUGCCAAAAUUGUUGUUGCAGAUACAUUCCAUGGUGAAUAACUAGGUGUGGAGAGGGGCAUGAUUUGGGGAUGAGUUUGGUAUGUCAACUUUCUGUGUUUUAUUCCAAAUUCGGGUUGUAGCGGCACAGAUUAUUCUUUCUUUAUAGUUCAUGUGGCUGUGAUGUAUAAUUUGAUGAGGUACCGCCAAAACCAAUUUAAUUAUUUGGAAAACCAAUCUAAUUUGAUGCUUAAAAAGAUUUAUGGGGAUGUAUGAUUCCAGGAAAUAAAUUUGAUGA